This is a messenger RNA of Penaeus chinensis, 4547 nucleotides long. RefSeq names its product guanine nucleotide-binding protein G(i) subunit alpha (gene Galphai). Gene Ontology annotation, molecular function: G protein-coupled receptor binding; G-protein beta/gamma-subunit complex binding; GTPase activity. Gene Ontology annotation, biological process: adenylate cyclase-modulating G protein-coupled receptor signaling pathway. The coding region runs from base 470 to 1564 and encodes 364 amino acids. The transcript is spliced from 10 exons. Lineage: Eukaryota; Metazoa; Arthropoda; Malacostraca; Decapoda; Penaeidae. Gene Ontology annotation, cellular component: heterotrimeric G-protein complex. The record is from RefSeq and is a predicted model, not a curated record.
AGGCAGACGAGCAGUGCGGGCUCAGUGUGUGUCAGACGCCCGAAGCAGGCUGUGUGCUGCACGCUUCCUCCGCGCUCUCAUCCUGCCUCGACCCACAUCGCUCGACACUUCUCCCGGGGCGCGUGCUUGGGCUUGUUAUCAUAAACUGAAUACAUAUAAGGUCGUUUGUGCGGCCUUUGAGGCAGGGUCUGGGCGCCAGGAGUCGGUCUGGGAUUAGUGUGGUAUUUGAAUUCCCGAAGCCUUGGUUUGGGACGUGUAAUUAAGAUACCGAUCUGUGAUUUGGCUGCAGAUGAACCAGUGAAGUGCACUAAAUUGCCUCUGACAUUUAAUUGGUGCAGUGAUUUGAAGUAUAAUUUCCAAGAUAUAAAAUAGCCAUAACACAUCGUUAAGAUUGCUCGCCUGACUGCCGCUGCAACUCAGUAGCCAUUAUUUUUAAAUUCAGGGGCUGCCAUAACUUCCAUCAGCAGCCAUGGGUUGUGCAAUGAGCAAUCCUGCUGACAAGGAAGCAGCAGAAAGAAGCAAGAAAAUAGACAAAGAUUUACGACUUGCUGGUGAACGUGCAGCAAAAGAGGUUAAACUUCUACUUUUAGGUGCUGGUGAAUCUGGUAAAAGUACGAUAGUGAAGCAAAUGAAAAUUAUCCACGAGACUGGGUACUCACCAGAAGAAUGUGAACAGUACAGACCAGUAGUGUAUUCAAACACUAUCCAGUCACUCAUGGCUAUCAUCAGAGCCAUGGGACAGUUAAAGAUUGACUUUGCUGACUCCAGUAGAGCAGGUUUAUGUGCUGUUUCACAAUUCCAGGAUGAUGCUCGUCACUUCUUCACGCUGGCAAGUGCGGCUGACGAAGGUGAAUUGACACCUGAGCUUGCAUAUAUAAUGAAGCGCCUUUGGAAUGAAAGUGGGGUGCAACACUGCUUUAGCCGAUCUAGGGAGUAUCAACUGAAUGAUUCAGCAGCAUAUUAUCUCAAUGCCCUAGAUCGCAUUUCUCGCCCAGGCUAUGUUCCAACUCAACAAGAUGUACUUCGCACCAGAGUGAAAACUACAGGAAUUGUUGAAACCAAUUUCUCCUUCAAGGAUCUCAAUUUCAAGCUAUUUGAUGUUGGUGGUCAGAGGUCAGAAAGGAAGAAAUGGAUCCAUUGCUUUGAAGGAGUCACAGCCAUUAUCUUUGUGGUAGCUUUAUCAGGUUAUGACUUAGUAUUGGCUGAAGAUGAAGAAAUGAAUCGUAUGAUAGAAAGCAUGAAGCUCUUUGACUCCAUCUGUAACAACAAAUGGUUUGUGGAGACCUCAAUAAUUCUCUUCCUUAAUAAAAAGGACUUGUUUGAAGAGAAAAUUACAAAAUCUCCACUAACAAUUUGCUUCCCUGAAUACACAGGAAGCAACACCUACGAUGAGGCAGCAAAUUAUAUUCGCAUGAAAUUUGAGAAUCUUAACAAGAGGAAGGACCAGAAAGAAAUUUACACCCAUUUUACGUGUGCAACUGACACUACCAACAUACAGUUUGUGUUUGAUGCUGUAACAGAUGUAAUCAUCAAACACAACCUCAAGGACUGUGGCCUCUUCUAGAGGAUGAUCUACUGUAAAUACACGGGUGGUUGUUAGCAAGCCAUAUAUUUGGAGCCUCAUGCUCAGAUGAGCCAGAGGGGCAUGAAACCUGGCUAUUGUCCCUGCCCAUUACAUUCCCCUGUGGAAAGUUCACACCAAAGUAUUAUUAUACUGCUUGGACACAAUAGCCAGUUUAUAUAUUUUCUGAAUGAGCUGAAAUUGGAAUUGCAAACAUAAAGACAUGAUUAAAUGUUUAAUUCAGCUAGAAUUUGGUGUGCACAAUUGGACUCCAGCCACAUUGCACAAUGGUACAUGGUACCUACUUUUUCUCCAGCUAUGUAGUUUUCUUUCCUUGGAAAUGUGCACAAAUUGUAUGGACUUUAAUUGUGUGCCAUGUGUUAUUUGGGCCAGUGAUUACUGUUGGUGUUGUGGGCAUGUUUACCAGUCAGAUGUUCUGCUUCUUUGAGUGACAAUCGUGAUUAUUUUCUUCCUGAAAGUGUAUGUAUGUAUUAUGAGGAAUGAAUUGUUCUUUCUUUAUUACAUUUCUUUAUCAUGUUGGAUGUGAUUUUUGAGUGGAAUAUUGAAGCUAGCAUUUUAAUCUUAAGACAGCAGCAUGUGGCAACCAGAAAACAUGUCUAGAGUCCUUAAUUGUGUUUACCUUUUAUAUAUGUGUAACAGCAGUGAUGUACCUCUGACAUUUUACUCUGUAUUUGUCACAAAUGUAGUUGUGAAGACGUGAAUGCUUCACUGCAUUAGCUCAACCGAGUGACAUGGAGACUAAUUAUUCUUGGAGUUGUUGGUCUUAGUUAUUUAGCUAAGAACAGAUAAACCUUGAUAUUAAUUUCUCCUUAUGGUACGACUUAUUCUGAAAGCUUUUAUCUGUAGAAACAUUUUAUUACACAGGCAACAGAAUGCCAAAGUUUGUCAUUUCCUUUUUCAUCAUAGCUUAUUAUCUUCAUUUGCAAGAAUAUAUUUGAAGUUUGCUUGUAGAAAUGUGUUCUGUAUGAUUUGGAACUUCUAAGUAUAUCUGAUAUUCAUGAUGACUUGGAUUUAAUAUGAUUUCUAGAUACAGGCAGGAGGUUGUUAACAGAAGGAAGCAGGGACCAUUCUGAUACAUUCUAAACUUUUUUUUUUUUUUAUAUAUAUAUAAUUUCCUUGUAUUUUUCUUCCUACAAGUGUUUGGUGGUUUUAGUUGUACAGUGUAUAUUUAUACUUGAUCAGUGUGGCCAGUUUUAAACCUUAUCCUUCUUUGUUCUGUCAGCGUUCCCCUGCCAUAAACUGGAUUUGCAAAGCCCUGGGCAUUUUUCAGUUGCUGCCAAAGAAGUUUUUCCUAGUUUUUAAAAUUUCAUUAUUAAAAUUUAUUCAACUUAAUAUUUUUCAGUUCGAGUUAAUGUAGUUAUUUAUUUCUGCAAAUUAGCAUUUAACAGAAAUAUGAAAGAUCUUUGCGUCCUUACAGUAACAUUACAGACUGUGCAAGAAAUUAGGGUAGACUUCUUAAAUGGCAAAAGCUCCAGUGCUUGUUGCUUCUUAUUGCUGAUUUUCUAUUGUGGCAUUCCUUUCUCUUGUAAAUUGUAACUCAAGAUGUGCCUGUUCAUUAGUAGAGCUGUGUAGACUUGUAUCUGCAGUUUGCAGAGUCAAGAUAUGGGAGGGAGAUGAUUUAUAUUACUAUAGCUAUAAAUAUCAAUAUUCACUCCUUAAUUGUUUGCAAUUUUCCAUCUGUGAAUGUAUGUACAAUACAGAUUAAAUUUCAUUUUAUCUUAGUGUAAGUAUAGAUCUUCCUGCAGUGGUAAGGUUUGCCAAAUUGAUGUUUUAAAUAUUGGCUCAGAACUAAGGAACAAAGUUGUAAGAAUACAAAGGACUAAUGGUAUCCAUACAAUAAUUCAAAACUUACCAGAGAAGUGAUCAAUUUAUGGAGAGGAUUCCAUUUAGUAUUACACUUUGCUGUGUGGGUGCCUACAAAUUAUUUUUGGGUUCUAUCUAUAUACCCUUAUGCCAAAGCUGAAAUUGAUGAAUAUUAAAAUUGUGGCUAGAAAAAAAAAAAUAUCAGAUCUUUCUUUUUCUCUAGGUGUGCUUAUUCAGUAAUGUAACUCUGUAUUUCAUCAGCUUUGAACAUAAAAUGUGCCGAGUGAUUGACAUGUUUGUGAACAUGAGGCUAAAUUGUAAGUGCCAAUAUUCUGUUUGAAAGUAACAUCAAUUCAUAUUAUUUGGAUAUGAAGGUACAUUGCAUUAAGAAAAUUCUGGACUUGGUAAUUAUUUAAAAACAGUUGGAAAUUGAAAAAAAAAAAAAAAAAAGCCUUUGAAUUGGUGAGAGGAAGCAUUUGAGCUAAAUAUUAGGGAAUGCACCUUAGCAUCUCACUGCAAGAAUAUGCUUUAAGCCUAUAGAAUUCUCAGUUUAUUUCACUGACAGGAAUAUAUACAUUUUCUGGAUUUAAUACCUCUGAGGAUAUAAAGUGACUCAUGAAAGGACUGGUCUUAAUUUUUGAUUUUAUGUUGUUUACAAGUUCCAAUGGCAUUAAUAUUCAGCAGCAUGAAGCUCAUUGAUUUUCUUCAGGGCCCCAACUGAUCUGGUUUACUUUGAACUUGUACUCUAAUAAUAAGAGACCUCAGGAAACCUUGAAAUUUACAUGCACACACACACACAGCUUCCCAGAUAAAUCUUUUAUGAUUUUUUUUUUUUUUUUUUUUUUACAAAGGUGCAAAGACCUGUGUCCAUUAUAUGUAAGUAUUAUGUCCACAUGUUUUGCUUUCAUUAUGAAAUAUUUGGUAUUGCUAUCCAACAUAUUUAAUAAUAUUUGAGCGUUAAAAAAUUGAGUCAGCAGGAAAUUUGCCAGGAACUGCAGAGCAAAUUAUAGUAGUUUACCUACAACUGUUAUGUCUACUUUCAAUAGGACAUCAAGAACCCUGGUCUUUCACUGAAAAAAAAAGAGAAGAAAAAGGAAAGCAUGGGAAACAACCCAGUCAUUUAUUCUUGUACAGAAUUUUAUACAAUAAAUAACUUCUUCAA